AUGGACUGGCACCCGCAGGAUGAGCCAUUGAGGCAGCUGGCCUGCUGUCUCCGUGACUCCUUGAACCCUUACGAUCGCAAUGCUCAAAAACAGGCCGAACAGAUGCUGGUACAAGCAACCUCCUCGCCCGAUUAUGUCAACUACAUUACCUACCUUUUCAGCACUCCGCAGGUCCCCUCGGUGGUGGGAUUCGACGACCAGACCUGGAGCAUGGUCCGUUUCGCCGCCGCGAUGAACCUGAAGACGAAAAUCCGCGUGGCCUACAACACCGUCGCUCAACCCUGCCUGGCCUACAUCCGGUCGGCCACCCUGGCCGGACUCCGCGACGAGAACUUUCAGGUGCGGAACUCCGCCGGAAGCAUUAUCACAGAGCUGGUCCAGCAAGCGGGUCUGCUGGCAUGGCCCGAGGUCCUCCACGAGCUACUCGCGCUCGUGGACAACUCCUCGAGGGAUACCCCGGCCCUGGCGCAGGAGGCGGCCAUGUCGGCGCUCGCCAAGGUCUGCGAGGACAACCGGAAGGUGCUCGAGCGCGAUUACCAGGGCCAGUGCCCUCUCGAUGUGAUUAUUCCGAAGCUGCUGGAGUUCACGUCGAACCCCAGUGCCAACGUCCGCGCUACCGCCCUCAAAACCAUCCACAUCUUCCUCCCGCACCGCCCCCAGGCCUUGGUGGCCUCGAUGGACCUGUUCUUGUCGCAGCUGUUCCAACUGGCCAACGAUUCGAGUACCGACGUCCGCCGCACGGUAUGCCUGACCUUCGCGCAACUCGUGGAUUUUGCCCCCGAGAAACUCGUCCCGCACAUGGAAGGGUUGGUCAACUACAUCAUCCUGCAACAGAACAACCAGGAGGAUCCUGAGCUCGCUCUCGACGCCGCCGAGUUCUGGCUCGUGGCGGGAGAGCAGGUGAAACUGCAGCAGGCGCUGGCUCCGCACAUGUCCAAGAUUGUCCCCGUCCUGCUUCAAAGCAUGGUCUACGACGAGGACGACGCCAUUCGUUUGGCUGGAGAGGGCGACGAUGCCGAGGUGGAGGACCGCGCAGAGGACCUGAGGCCGCAAUUUGCCAAAUCCAAGGGAUCCCGGUUAGACUCGUCGAAGCCCGACGGGCAAGCCAACGGCGACGCGGCCCCUGAGGAAGAUGACGACGACGAUCUCAGCGAGGGUGAGAUCGAGGACUCCGAGUUCGGCGACGACCCCGAGGACGAGUGGACUCUGCGCAAGUGCUCCGCGGCCGCUCUGGACGUUUUCUCCAACGUCUACCACCAGCCGAUCUUCGAGACCAUCCUGCCUUAUCUGAAGGAAACCCUGCGGCACGACCAGUGGCCGCAGCGAGAGGCUGCCGUCCUCACUCUGGGCGCGGUCGCCGAUGGAUGCAUGGAUGCCGUCACUCCCCACCUGCCCGAACUUGUUCCCUACCUUAUCUCGCUGCUGAACGACCAGCAGCCGGUUGUGCGACAGAUCACUUGCUGGUGCCUGGGCCGGUACUCCGAGUGGGCCUCGCAUCUGGCUAGCCCCACGGAGAGAGCCAACUUCUUCGAGCCGAUGAUGGAGGGCAUCCUGCGCCGGAUGCUGGAUAACAACAAGAAGGUGCAAGAAGCCGCGGCUUCCGCGUUCGCCAGCCUCGAGGAGAAGUCCGACGCCAACCUGAUCCCCUACUGCGAGCCGAUUCUUCGACAGUUCGUGCAGUGCUUCGGCAAGUACAAGGACCGCAACAUGUACAUCCUGUACGAUUGCGUCCAGACCCUGGCCGAGUGCGUUAUGGGCGAGCUGGCCAAGCCUAACUUAGUGGACAUCCUCAUGCCCGCUCUGAUCGAACGCUACAACAAGGUUUCGGACCAGUCCCGCGAGCUCUUCCCUCUGCUCGAGUGUCUGGGCUACAUUGCCGCAGCCUACGGUGACGCAUUCGCUCCUUUUGCGCCUCCGCUUUUCCAGCGGUGCACCAAGAUCAUCUUCGAGAACCUGCAGGAAUAUGUCGCCUCCGUCAACAACCAGGGGAUCGACGAGCCUGACAAGGACUUCUUGGUUACCAGCCUGGACCUGCUGAGUGCGAUCAUCCAGGCCAUCGACCCCCAGAAGAGCGGCGAGCUGGUGGGCAACUCCCAGCCUCGCUUCUUCGACCUGCUUUGCUUCUGCAUGGAGGACCCCAACUACGAAGUGCGUCAGUCUUCGUACGCUCUUCUGGGCGACUGUGCCAUCAACAUCUACCCUCAGCUGGAGCCUUUUAUUCCCAACAUCAUGCCCACCUUGAUCAAGCAGCUUGACUUGGACCUGAUCCGGGACGAUGAGCGGUACACGGGCUUCAGCGUGCUGAACAAUGCAUGCUGGUCGUGCGGAGAGAUUGCCGUCAACGAGAAGGCGGCGCUGUCCCCGUACCUGGACAAGCUCUACCAGGGCUUGGUUGUCAUCCUUAACAACGAAGAGAUCAUUGACUCCGUCAACGAGAACGCUGCGAUGGCCUUGGGCCGCCUGGGAAUCUGCUGCUCCGAUCAGCUGGCUCCUCGCCUCGGCGAGUAUGCCGGAGUUUUCUUGAAGUCGAUGAGCAAGAUCGAUUUCACUCGGGAGAAGGCAUCGGCCUUUUUGGGUUUCAACCAGGUGGUCAUGAAGAACCCCCAGGCGAUGGAAUCCAGCCUGGGUGACUACUUCCAGGCCAUUGCCUCGUUCCCGAGCAAGUCGCUCAACACCGAGGACUACCGUGACAUCCAGAGCUCAUUCCAGCAGGUGCUGCAAGGCUACAGAAAUAUGAUACCCAACUUCGAUUCCUUCCUCUCGCAACUUCCGCCCAACGUUGCUCAGAAACUCCGUUCUGUAUAUCAGGUUUAG
Messenger RNA from Aspergillus steynii IBT 23096, 2814 nucleotides. Its product is annotated as putative importin beta-2 subunit. The record is from RefSeq and is a predicted model, not a curated record. Bases 1 to 2814 code for a protein of 937 amino acids. Gene Ontology annotation, biological process: protein import into nucleus. NCBI's taxonomy places the organism in Eukaryota, Fungi, Ascomycota, Eurotiomycetes, Eurotiales, Aspergillaceae. The transcript has 3 exons. Gene Ontology annotation, molecular function: nuclear import signal receptor activity. Gene Ontology annotation, cellular component: cytoplasm; nucleus.